This is a messenger RNA of Dracunculus medinensis (Guinea worm), 150 nucleotides long. NCBI's taxonomy places the organism in Eukaryota, Metazoa, Nematoda, Chromadorea, Rhabditida, Dracunculidae. The record is from the annotation of a GenBank genome assembly.
AUGGGCCGACAUACGUUGAGUAAUAUAGAAAUAAAUACUUUACAAUGUGUUAUUAUGCUAAAUACAAUCAAUGAAAAAAUUUUUUGUAUUCUUUGGUAUUGGAUAUUUCUAGUAAGUCGUUUUUUUUUUUAUCAAAAAUUUCAAUUUUAA